Coniophora puteana RWD-64-598 SS2 is the source of this 1550-nucleotide messenger RNA. RefSeq lists its product as uncharacterized. Lineage: Eukaryota; Fungi; Basidiomycota; Agaricomycetes; Boletales; Coniophoraceae. Bases 269 to 1261 code for a protein of 330 amino acids. The transcript has 14 exons. The record is from RefSeq and is a predicted model, not a curated record.
GACAACACAUCAUGCUCAUCGUGAAUUCUCGAAUCGCCCUUAUUAAUCUUGAAGUACACAGCUAAUGGAGCCCAACAUUGAGACAGUCCAUCUGCUGUCCUCUCCUUCCUCCUCCUCCUCCCAUUACCACAGGGUGCGGGCCGCUCUCGCCUUCGCCGCACCCCGACGACUGCUCCUCUGACGUUCUUCGCCCCCACACGAGCACACGCUGUCCCAUCCACUCGCACACUCUCAGGACACCGCAUCCCCAUGGUCAAUCGGCGUUCAUAUGAUGAGGGAACAAGGGAUUCAACAUGUAUCACCACAACUACUUGGAGACGUUGACCUCGUACGAGCGUUUGGCUUCGCCAGCCUCACUCUCCUCCUUUGGGAGCACCUGAUUACCUUGCCAGACGAGAUCCAGCUCAUCUGGCCCUCUCGGUGGACGUCAGUCAAGGUCCUCUUUCUUAUAAGCCGAUACGGCAACCUAGUCGUCCAAGCAGUCAUUGUCGCCGAGCAGACAGGUGCCGUGUUCCAUCCGACGCCAUCGUUUUGUUUUGCCUUCGUGCUCUUCCGUGCCUUGUACCAGUGGCUCGCCUUCUCGGUCAUUCAUGUACUCAUACUCAUUCGGGCCUGGGCCAUCCGGCAACGCUCGCGCAACGCCACCAUCACACUCAUCACAAUAUUUGUACUCUACACAUUCUGCUCCGUCGCUUUCGAAAUCGUCAAUAUGCUUUCAAGUUCUUACCAAGCCGAGAUUACAGACGGGAUGUGCACGCGCAUACUACCUAGUCCAUCCUGGGUGAUAUGGAUAGUCGGGCUCAUGCUCGAAGUCGCAGUCCUCGUCCUUAAUCUGACCAGUCUGCAUGGUCAAUUCCCCAGUCAAUACAAACCACUGUCACCUUUUGUUCAGGCCUUGUACCGCGAUUCAAUUUUAUUCUUUGUGGGUGUUUUGGCGGGCACCUUCUUCAACCUUAGUUCUUGGGUUAUAUAUAACGCACGGCCGCGGAACUACAUGUCAGAUCUCAUCUCAACAGCCGUGGUCAGCAUCGCAGGCCAGCGGCUCUCGCUCAGCAUGCGCAAGAUGAAUCUGCGGAUGACUGAGCUCACCGCGAGCCAGAUGAGCAAGAUCAUCGACCAGCAGAUCAACGCCAUACCAGGGCUGCGCGGCGGUGGACUUGUCAUGGAAGAUGAGUCUACCUUGGAUGUGGAGAAUACCCCAAGGUUACCCUCGGAGACCGAGAUCUGCGAGCCCAGUGGCAGCAACAUACCAGACGUGUAGGACCAAUACUCGAGAUGGCACGCCUUUCAUACCCGAGUUUGCGGCUGCAGCCCUGUACGCAUAUACCGUUCGGUGCUCUUGUACCGCGCUGGAAACGCAUGCAUGCAGCACACGAUACGCACAACACGGUGCUCGCAUCUCUUGGCAUUAAUUUGUGGAACAGCCUCCAUUGUAACACGACUCACACGACGCAUAUCCCCAGGACUCUCAUGGUUCAUUACCAGUACUGUACAUUAUGGCAAUCUUGUAAUCUUACAUCACACGAUACGAGUACAGCCUCCAUCAUCAC